Molecule: messenger RNA, 580 nt
Organism: Rhizopus microsporus ATCC 52813
Lineage: Eukaryota; Fungi; Mucoromycota; Mucoromycetes; Mucorales; Rhizopodaceae
Exons: 2
Coding region: 87-401 (104 amino acids)
Source: RefSeq, a predicted model, not a curated record
GUGAUUAUCUAGAAACUCAUCGAUAUACAUCUAUAUUUCUUUUUUAUUAUUUGAAAUGUAUCAUAGUUGCUUUAAGAAUAAUAAGAAUGGAUGGCUACUUUGGUUUAGUUGAGGCCAAAACUGACUACAAAAAGAAAGAUAGCGUCAAAACGCAUAAAGACUUACUACAGCUCUGUCUAUUUGGAGUGAACGCGCUUGAACAAUACGGUACAAUAUGCAUUCUGCUAAUGCAAGUGAUUGACCCUAGUGUUUAUGCUUAUGGCUGCUUUAAUCGGGUCGAAGGUGCUGUUGUGGUGAUGAAACUGAAGGAGUUUAAACUGCUUAUGUCAAUGAAGGGCCUACCGGGAUAUAUAAUGUGCCUUGACGAACUAAAGAAGGUCGCUCACUUCUACCAGUUUUGAUGUUCUGGAAGAGAAAAGUAUCCUUAGUCACCAAAGUUCCUUCAUUUGAAGAAGUAGCUUCAAGUACACAUACGGUUCAGAUUAGACUUAUUUUUAUGGACAAAAACAAAGGGAGGAAGCAAGAGAGGAGUUCCAAGCUGUAUAAACCUGAAUGAUAUACGAUUAAACAGUCUUUUAUU